AUGGUCACUUCUCCCGCUCCGACACGAAGCCACUACCUUCCGACGCUCCUACCUCCCCUCUCGCUCCUGCCUCCUUUCCCCAUCAACGCGCAAGCGAACCGACGCUCUACCUCGACGCGUUCGAACAGGGCCACAUCCGCCUCGACUUCCAAAUCCGGCUCGCCAACCCCCGACUUGUUGCCACGCUCAACGGAUGUAAUGAUGACGUGCAUCGACGGUCGAGCAAGGCUCCUAUUCCGUCACACCGCGGACGCGAAGGGCGCCAUCGCGCCAGUCCCACUCGAUUCGGCCGAAACGACGACGGCACGUGACUUGAUCGAACCGCACGAACCUAUCAAUCGCGUCUCGUGGUCGUCGCAUUCGAGAACGACAACCGAGCCUUCGACUCGGUCUUCGAGUUGUUCACGUUCGACGACGGCGAGUGGUGAUGAGCACGAUCAAAUCACGCCGAGGAAACGAACGGACCUACACCCCGACGAUGCGGGCCUCGAUUUAUCGUCCGAUCCGACUUAUUUCAGUCCUACUAGUCCGAGUCCGCACAGUAGGAUCGGGAAAAAGGCGAGGGUCGCAAGGUGCAUUUCGGAGUCGUUAGUAGGAGGGGAGGAAGCGAAGGUUGGACCCCAGAGUUGAAAGCUCUCAUCCCUCUUCGUGAAGGCACAAAACUGACCCCUCCCUUUUAUGCUGCUCCCUCCCAAAGAAGACCCUCCACCUCGACUCCCGAAAACCCAAGAUAGGGAACCCCUUUCCAUCAACGAACAAGACCCUCUCCGACCUGUCCUUCCUGCUCUACCAUUCGGAUCGCUUACCGGAGGCUUGGUUGACGAUGCUGGAUGUUUUGGUCGAGGAGGGCAAGAUGCAUUUACAGGCUGCUGAGAGGGAGGAGGAAAGGCGAGGUGUUGAGGAUGGAUUGGGUGUGCGGACGCUGUAA
Molecule: messenger RNA, 928 nt
Organism: Microbotryum saponariae
Lineage: Eukaryota; Fungi; Basidiomycota; Microbotryomycetes; Microbotryales; Microbotryaceae
Source: the annotation of a GenBank genome assembly